AGAGCUGGACGGGGGUGGUGGUCGGACCUGCCGCUCCCGCGUGACAACCAAAAGCGCGCUCCGCGUCUCAAGAGCCGGUGCUGCUAGGCAUGAGCAGCAGCCUGCUGUGUGCUGAGCAGCCGAUGGAUACCUCCUGCAGGAUGGCGCAGAACGACGCGGUCAUCUUCCGCGACGACAGAGUGCUCGAGUCGCUGCUGCGCACCGAGCACUCCUACAUGCCGGGCGCCUGCUACUUCCAGCAGACGCAGAACGACAUCCAGCCGUACAUGAGGAAGAUGGUGACGUCCUGGAUGCUGGAGGUAUGCGAGGAGUUCGGCUGCGAGGACCAGAUCUUCCCGCUGGCCGUCAACUACAUGGACCGCUUCCUGGGCCAGCGGCGGAUCGCGCGCGGCCAGCUGCAGCUGCUGGCCGCCGUCUGCCUGCUGCUGGCCUCCAAGAUCCGGCAGUGCCGCGCGCUCAGCCUCCAGCAGCUUGUCUACCUCACCGACUACUCGGUCACCGAGCAGCAGCUCAAGGAAUUCGAGCUGGCCCUCCUACACCGGCUCAACUGGGACCUCAACUCGGUCACCAGCUUCGACUUCGUGGAGCAGCUGCUGGUCCGCCUCUCACUGAAGGCCAACGCGCGUUUGAUACGGCGCCACGCCCACACCUUCAUCGCGCUCUGCACAACAGAGGUGGAAUUCCUAGAGGCGCGGCCCUCGCUGGUGGCCGGCGCCAGCGUGUGCGCCGCCGUGGCCGGCAUGAAGCUGGCCGGAGCCGAGGAGAGCGUGCGGCAGGUGGCGGCGUGCCUGCGCCUCGACCUGGCCCAGCUGCGCCACGUCAUGCGCCGCAUCGAGGAGAUGGUGCAGUCGGAGAUGGCCAACGCCCAGGUGAACGCCGUGAACGCGUCGGCCAAGCACGCGGUGACGGCCGCCAGCAAGCAGCAACCGGCGCCGGCGGACGCCUGCUGCCAGCCGGAGACGCCCACCGACAUCCAGGACGUGCUCUUCUGAGCGCCGCCAGAGCCAUCUGGUGGCCGCGCGCCACACCAUCGUGCAAAUAUUGUUAUCCAUGUCUCAGAUCUGAAAACGGUCGCUGGCAGGAGAGGUGGAUCUCAUAGUUCUCCUUCAGCGCUCAGCCCAUCCAAAGCUGUGUUAUUGUUUAUGCUUGUGUGUUGAAUUUGUAAGAUACUCAGCAUUGAUACGUGUGUUGUCAGGUAGUGAUUGCCUUACUCUUGGUAGAAUCUGUGGCCUCACGAUAAUUCAGAAGGGGUUUUAUUUUAGUUAGCCUGAUUUUGCAAUAUGUUUAUUUGCCAGACUGUUAUUUUCAUGUAUUCGGCCAGUUAAGUCCACCUCGUCUACAAUUACGUCACCUCGUGAACCAAGUGGUGCUUUUAUGGGAAAUGCAGUGCAAACAUCUGUCGAGGCAUUCUACCCCAAGCUUUGGGAAUUUAUCUAGUCGACUCUGUUGAGCACAUUUGUAUAUAUCUCUGAAUGCACAUUUUUAAGUUUGUACAGGUGCGUAUUACCUAUGUAAAAGACGAUUUAAAAAUAAAUAUAUCUUAAAUUAUA
Molecule: messenger RNA, 1550 nt
Organism: Pollicipes pollicipes
Lineage: Eukaryota; Metazoa; Arthropoda; Thecostraca; Pollicipedomorpha; Pollicipedidae
Product: G1/S-specific cyclin-D2
Exons: 4
Coding region: 90-992 (300 amino acids)
Biological process (GO): mitotic cell cycle phase transition
Molecular function (GO): cyclin-dependent protein serine/threonine kinase regulator activity
Source: RefSeq, a predicted model, not a curated record